This is a messenger RNA of Dipodomys ordii (Ord's kangaroo rat), 894 nucleotides long. It is a transcript of the gene S1pr5, whose product is annotated as sphingosine-1-phosphate receptor 5. Lineage: Eukaryota; Metazoa; Chordata; Mammalia; Rodentia; Heteromyidae. Gene Ontology annotation, molecular function: sphingosine-1-phosphate receptor activity. The record is from RefSeq and is a predicted model, not a curated record. Gene Ontology annotation, biological process: G protein-coupled receptor signaling pathway. Gene Ontology annotation, cellular component: membrane.
AUGGAGCCGGGGCUGCUGCGGCCGGCGCCGGUGAGCGAGGUCAUCGUCCUGCAUUACAACUACACGGGCAAGCUCCGCGGGGCGCGCUACCAGCCCGGCGCGGGCCUGCGCGCCGACGCGGCCGUGUGCCUGGCCGUGUGCGCCGUCAUCGUGCUGGAGAACCUGGCGGUGCUGCUGGUGCUGGGGCGUCACCCGCGCUUCCAGGCGCCCAUGUUCCUGCUCCUGGGGAGCCUCACGCUGUCCGAUCUGCUGGCCGGGGCCGCCUACGCCACCAACAUCCUGCUGUCGGGGCCCCUCACGCUGCGGCUGUCGCCCGCGCUCUGGUUCGCCCGGGAAGGCGGCGUGUUCGUGGCGCUGGCCGCGUCGGUGCUGAGUCUGCUGGCGAUCGCCCUGGAGCGCCACCUGACCAUGGCGCGCCGGGGUCCCGCGCCCGCCGCGGCCGCCGGCAGGGGGCGCACGCUGGCGCUGGCGGCCGCCGCCUGGGGCGCGUCGCUGCUGCUGGGGCUGCUGCCCGCGCUCGGCUGGAACUGCCUGGGCCGCCUGGAGACCUGCUCCACCGUGCUGCCGCUCUACGCCAAGGCCUACGUCCUCUUCUGCGUGCUGGCCUUCCUGGCCAUCCUGGGGGCCAUCUGCGCGCUCUACACGCGCAUCUACUGCCAGGUGCGCGCCAACGCGCGGCGCCUGCGCACUGCGCGGCCCGGGGCCUCGGCGGCGGCGGCGGCUCGCGCGGCCCGGGUGCACCGUUCGCUGACGCUCCUACACAUGCUAACGCCUGCUGCUAGUUUCACACUAUGCUGGAUGAAGCUGUUCCUCCUGCUGCUGCUCGACAUGUAUUGCCCGGUGCGCUCCUGCCCCAUGCUCUUGCAGGCCGACCUUUCCUGGUCCCUGUCCAUG